Messenger RNA from Nematolebias whitei (Rio pearlfish), 1526 nucleotides. Its product is annotated as vacuolar protein sorting-associated protein 4B. NCBI's taxonomy places the organism in Eukaryota, Metazoa, Chordata, Actinopteri, Cyprinodontiformes, Rivulidae. The coding region runs from base 163 to 1470 and encodes 435 amino acids. Gene Ontology annotation, biological process: endosomal transport; vacuole organization. The record is from RefSeq and is a predicted model, not a curated record. Gene Ontology annotation, molecular function: ATP binding; ATP hydrolysis activity. The transcript is spliced from 11 exons.
GAAGUGACUCGAGCUUCAGAUGCGGAAUAAAAACGAAGCUUUAGGAUGUUUGACGAUGAAAGUUUCUCGAUUACAACACCUGUGUAGUGGAUAACACUGAAAUACAAACCAGAAGGCAAGUGUACACAUAUCUGAAGCUAACCUGGGAGUUUUAGAAAACGAAUGGCGGGCGGUAAUUUACAGAAAGCCAUAGAUCUGGCCAGCAAAGCCGCAGAGGAAGACAAAGCCAAAAACUAUGAAGAGGCCCUCAGAUGUUAUCAGCAUGCUGUCCAGUACUUCCUGCAUGUUGUCAAAUACGAGGCGCAGGGCGAACGAGCGAAGCAGAGCAUCAGGGCCAAGUGUGCCGACUACCUGGACAGAGCUGAGCAGCUGAAGGAAUACCUGAAGAAAAAGGAGAAGACUCCACCCGCCAAGCCUGUCAAAGAGUCUGGAGAUAAAGGGAGUGAAAGUGAUGAAGAUGAAGACCAAGAAAAGAAGAAAUUCAAAAAUCAGCUCUCGGGUGCCAUUGUUAUGGAAAAGCCAAACGUGAAGUGGAACGAUGUAGCUGGGCUUGAGGGAGCCAAAGAAGCCUUAAAAGAAGCAGUUAUCCUGCCCAUCAAAUUCCCUCAUCUGUUCACAGGAAAACGAACUCCGUGGCGAGGGAUCCUUCUGUUUGGCCCUCCAGGAACAGGGAAAUCCUACUUGGCCAAGGCGGUAGCUACAGAGGCAAAUAAUUCCACCUUCUUCUCCGUCUCCUCCUCUGAUCUGGUGUCCAAGUGGCUGGGUGAAAGUGAAAAGCUGGUGAAGAACCUGUUCGCUUUAGCUCGAGAACACAAACCAUCGAUCAUUUUCAUUGACGAGAUUGACUCCCUCUGUGGCUCGAGGAGCGAGAAUGAGAGUGAAGCAGCUCGCAGAAUCAAAACAGAGUUCCUAGUCCAGAUGCAAGGUGUUGGAAACGAUAAUGAAGGAAUUCUUGUUCUGGGUGCAACAAAUAUUCCGUGGACGCUGGAUUCUGCCAUCAGGAGAAGGUUUGAAAAACGAAUUUACAUUCCUUUGCCAGAGGACCACGCCCGGUCUGCCAUGUUCAAACUGCACCUGGGCUCCACCCCCAACGACUUGACGGACCAGGACUUUGUUACUCUAGGCAAGAAGACAGAGGGUUACUCAGGAGCAGACGUCAGUAUAAUCGUCAGAGACGCCCUCAUGCAGCCUGUCAGGAGGGUUCAGUCUGCCACUCACUUCAAGAAGGUUCGGGGGCCGUUGAUAAACAGCCCAGAAGUCGUGGUUGAAGACCUGCUGACUCCGUGCUCACCAGGAGAUCCCAGUGCCUUGGAGAUGACGUGGAUGGACGUUCCUGGGGAUAAACUUCUAGAGCCCAUUGUGUCCAUGACGGACAUGCUGAGGUCUCUGAGCAACACCAAGCCCACAGUCAACGAGCAGGACUUGGACAAGCUGAAGAAGUUCACCCAAGAUUUUGGUCAAGAAGGCUAAAAAACACUCGUCUACUUAAAAGAUCCAACUGCAGUCGAUUAUUUUCACCAUCCGUC